This is a messenger RNA of Rubroshorea leprosula, 837 nucleotides long. Lineage: Eukaryota; Viridiplantae; Streptophyta; Magnoliopsida; Malvales; Dipterocarpaceae. The record is from the annotation of a GenBank genome assembly.
UUUUAUCGUCUUCUUUCCACUCUGGUAACAGAUACCAUGGCUUCCUCUCUCCUGCACUUCCUCACUCACCCAACCCAUCUCCAUCGACUCCAAAGGCAAUCUAAACCCGACCCUCAACGUAAAUCUCCAUUCUUUCACAUCAAAUGCACUCAAAACUCCAACCCAACUCCCAAUCAACCUGAUGAAUCCAAUUUUCCGAGUCCGAGCUCCCAUACAACGAUCAGCACAGACAAAUUUCCAAUUGAGAAGCGCAGAAGAUCGGAGAUUAUCCGGGAAAGAAAAUUGAAGACGGAACUGGAAAAGGCAGAGCCACCAAAUUUUGAGAUUGGGUGGAAGAGGACAAAGCAGAUAACUUUGGAGAAGCCGAAGGGAUGGGUGAUAAUGGACUUCUUGGAGAAGCUGGAGGGGUUGAUGGGAAGGGAGUUUGGAUCAACGGAGCUGUUGGCAAAGGCGGGAGAGAUAGUGGCAGAGAGGGCGAGGGAGGAGGCGGAAGUGUUAAGAGAUGAAGGGAAAGUAGAGGAGAGAAUGGUGACUGAGUUGUCAAGGGUUUUGAGGUUGAUGGAGAUGGACUUGGCGAUGGUAAAGGCAGCAGUGAAGCCAGAGACGUUGAGCGAGCGGCUAGAGCAGGCAAAGGCACGGUGCAGGCAAGCUAUUUUGGUCGCCAAUUCUUUCUGAAUGUAGAAAUUUUGAUGUAAAUCAUCAACCUGUAAUACUUGAUAGAGUAUUAUGUGCAGAAGUUGUUUAGUCUAACCAAAACAAUCUCAUUGUCAGGGUUCUCAAACUCCCUGCUCAUAACAUGCCGAAUUGCCAUUUGGACAAUACAUCAAACAUCAGACU